AUGGUUUGUGAGUACGGUAUUGAAUAUGAAGAGCGUAAACACGGUCAGCUGUUCACCCUAAAAGGUGCCAAAGAAAUUUUAGCCAUGCUGUUGAGCGAGUGUGAAAAAACAGGUUUGGUCGACAUUAAAACCAACUGUGAAGUGAAAACUAUCACUGCCAUAGAUGAACAAGGUUUUCAAAUUGCCACGACACUGGGGUAUUUUGAAGCCGAAUCUGUGGUCAUUGCAUCGGGUGGUUUAUCUAUUCCGACCUUAGGCGGCUCAGGGAUUGGCUAUGAAAUUGCAAAACAAUUUGGUCACCAUGUAUAUCCAACUCGCGCAGGUUUGGUGCCUUUUACCUUUUCAGAUAGCUUUAAAGAAGUGACCACACGCUUAAGUGGCAACGCGGUCGAUGCGACUUUAUCGAAUGACUUAAACGCUUUCACCGAAGCCCUUUUAUUUACCCAUCGUGGGCUCAGUGGGCCAAGCUCGCUACAACUGUCGAAUUAUUGGGAUGUAGGACAAAGCUUCAAAAUUGACUUCUUGCCAAGUGUGGAUUUGCACGACUACUUAAAAGCCAAGAAACACAGCCAACCCAAAGCCCUGCUUCGCACUUUACUGGGUGAACAUUUCCCGAAAAGUGUGGUGGUUGAACUGCAAAACCUCAUUUGGCCUGAACUGGCUGAAACAGCGAUUGGCCAACUGUCGGAUGAAAAACUGGAGCACAUUGCAACGCGCUUGCAUGCGUUUGAAGUCAAACCAUCAGGAACCGAAGGCUACCGUACUGCUGAGGUCACUUUAGGUGGUGUAGAUACCACUGAAGUGUCCUCGAAAACCAUGGAAAGUAAAAAGCAAAAAGGCUUGUACUUUGUGGGUGAAAUACUGGAUGUCACAGGACAUUUGGGCGGCUUUAACUUCCAAUGGGCAUGGUCAUCUGCGCAUGCCGCAUCAGAAUAUGUCUAA
Messenger RNA from Notodromas monacha, 942 nucleotides. The record is from the annotation of a GenBank genome assembly. NCBI's taxonomy places the organism in Eukaryota, Metazoa, Arthropoda, Ostracoda, Podocopida, Cyprididae.